Molecule: messenger RNA, 923 nt
Organism: Pleuronectes platessa (European plaice)
Lineage: Eukaryota; Metazoa; Chordata; Actinopteri; Pleuronectiformes; Pleuronectidae
Product: four and a half LIM domains protein 2-like
Exons: 5
Coding region: 10-849 (279 amino acids)
Cellular component (GO): Z disc; nucleus
Molecular function (GO): transcription coregulator activity
Source: RefSeq, a predicted model, not a curated record
UUUGUCAACAUGGCUGAACGCUGCGACUGCACCGAGUGCAAGGAAUCCUUAUACGGCCAGAAAUACAUCCUGAAGGAGGAGGACCCGUACUGCACCAAGUGCUACGAGGCCCUUUUCUCCCACAACUGUGAAGGCUGCCAGACGCUCAUUGGCUGCACCAGCAAGGAUCUGUCGUACAAGGAGCGCCACUGGCACAGCGAAUGCUUCCUCUGCGUCACGUGCAACCGAUCCCUGGUGGACCGGCCCUUUGCCUCCAAGGAUGACUUGCUGAUGUGCACCGACUGCUACAGCAACAAGUACUCUGCCAAGUGCAACAUGUGCCUGAACACCAUCAUGCCAGGCUCCAAAAAGAUGGAGCACAAGGGCAACAGUUGGCACGAGACCUGCUUCUCCUGCAACCGCUGCCAGCAGCCCAUCGGCACCAGGAGCUUCGUCCAGAAGGACGCCAGCAACUACUGCCUGCCCUGCUACGAGAAGCUGUUCGCUCUGCAGUGCGUCCACUGCAAGAAGCCCAUCACCACUGGAGGGGUGAACUACCGCGACCAGCCGUGGCAUAAGGAGUGCUUCGUCUGCAUCGGCUGCAAGCACCAGCUGGCCGGCCAGCGCUUCACCUCCCGGGACGACUUCACCUAUUGCCUGGACUGCUUCUGCAACCUGUUUGCCAAGAAAUGUGCCUACUGCACCGACCCCAUCAGUGGCCUCGGCGGGAGCAAGUACAUCUCAUUCGAGCUGCGCCAGUGGCACACCAACUGCUUCAACUGCAAGAAGUGCAGCGUGUCCCUGGUGGGCCGGGGAUUCCUGACGAGCAAAGACGACGUCCUGUGCCCCGACUGCGGCAAGGACCUCUGAGUGAACUCCGGAGCUGGAGGAGCCAAUCAGAGAGCAUUGGUGCUGUUCUCCUAACCCGAUCUUUGUUGCCUCAU